UCUUAACAGGUAUUUGCCAGGAUGAAACAGAUUUCAAGGUGAUAUUCCUAUUCAGCAAAUAAGAUGAACCAUUAAUUGGUCAGUAUAUAGUUGGAUCUUUACUGGACCAGAUAUUUAUAAUGGCUUUAUUACGAUGUAUGCUGAUGGUCAUAUUAGUGGAGUUUUGUAAUGCCAUCUUUAUUGCAUGUCCAACACUAACACAAUGUCCAAACUUACCCCAGGGAUGUGUAUGCGGUGCCUCAUGCGGAACGAACGCUUUAGAAAUCAACUGUGGUAAAGGAAAUUUUGGUACAAUUUUACUAAAUGACACUUUUGUUAACUUCACAUCAGUACAAAGUGGCGUUCCCAUCAAUCUAAAAUUACCAAAUAACUUAGAAGACAUAAACAUUAAUGCAUUCAAUGGUAUAGAAGCUAGGAUCAGAUCACUGAAUUUACGAGACAGCAAUUUAGUUCAUGUACCUGCAGCUUUAAGUAGACUCCAUAAUUUACAGGCCUUGGAUCUAUCUGGUAAUCCGAUACAGACAGUGUCUUACUCCGACUUUAACGGCUUUGCAAACAUCCUUCAACUACUGUCGAUCAGUUUAAAUCAUAUGCCAGCUUAUCCGAAUGAUAUUGAUAAGCUUCCUGUCUUGCGUGUCCUAAAUCUCUAUGACAUUUCAUUCGAGAUGAACGACAUGUCCAUUUUCCGUGGCAGCAGCAUAUCAACUCUAAAGUUAACCUUUACCCCUGGAUAUUCUGGACCCAUUUUACCUCCAAGUAUCGUCAAUCUUUCUGGUCUGAGGUCAGUGUAUGUCAAUGGGAGAAGGAUACCGUGUGAUUGUUCUUUAAAAUACUUGCAAGAUUGGGAUGUAUCAAAACUUCGUAUUCAUUCACAGUGUACGACGGAUGAAUAUAAACUUGCUGAAUACAUUAGACGUGACCUUUAUAGAUGUUAGAAAUGUUUAUGAGGGAAUCAGA
Ruditapes philippinarum (Manila clam) is the source of this 957-nucleotide messenger RNA. RefSeq names its product immunoglobulin superfamily member 10-like. The transcript has 2 exons. Bases 120 to 935 code for a protein of 271 amino acids. Gene Ontology annotation, cellular component: plasma membrane. The record is from RefSeq and is a predicted model, not a curated record. NCBI's taxonomy places the organism in Eukaryota, Metazoa, Mollusca, Bivalvia, Venerida, Veneridae. Gene Ontology annotation, molecular function: protein binding.